This is a messenger RNA of Fusarium graminearum PH-1, 1356 nucleotides long. RefSeq lists its product as uncharacterized. NCBI's taxonomy places the organism in Eukaryota, Fungi, Ascomycota, Sordariomycetes, Hypocreales, Nectriaceae. The transcript has a single exon. Bases 49 to 1356 code for a protein of 435 amino acids. The record is from RefSeq and is a predicted model, not a curated record.
GUGUCUAUGGCUGCUGCACCUAUUGCUGCCCCUAGUCGCUCUGUAUCUAUGGCUGUCGAUGCACCUAUUAACCAACAAAGGAACCACAACCGCAUGAAGUCGAGCGAUAGAAUCCCCACUAUUCCCCAGAACGCCCGCCCAUUGCCAGUUCAACCCGAACACCCCCGACGUGCGUUCCUUUCCCCCAACAAGAUGCUCGCUUUCGGCGCUGGUGAGCUAGAUGAGUACACUCCUAUUAACUCCCCCGAUAAAGUGAGUGGACCGAACGUCACCGGCAACAAUGUCCACUGGGGGCAAUCUCAAUUCAUUGAGGCAUCUCCUGAGUACUUCUCCCCUGCUGGAUCAUCUCCUAUUCACCACGAACCUCACGAUACUCAAAUCGGAUCCUUCGCUGAGCGCUUGGCUACCCAAGGAAGCCGCUCUGUCUCUUAUGCAUUCUCAUCAGCUGCUCAACAUGCCAUUGAUCGAUGCGAGACAGCGGUCGAAGACAAGAAGAAUGACGAUAUCAAAGGGCACCGUCGCGGCCCUUCUGCUCUCUUCCCAACCGCACCGGCCUUACAUCUUGAGGUUACAGACAGUGACGGAUCCAGCUCGUGGCGAACUAUUGGCUCUUCAGAGGAAGAGGAAGGCUUCAAGGAGAAGAAGGCUGAGAGCAGGACCAAACUCCGACGUGGCUGUCUGUCCGAACAGAACUUGAAGCGAAACGAACUUGCUUACAAGGAGGUCAACAAAGACCACAAGUCAGAGGAGAACCUCAAAGUGAAGAAGAGAGUUUCGUUCAAGAGCGAGACAUCUAUCAUCUACCACAGCCCCGAGUCCUCCAACCAGACAUCUAUCCACCAAGCGUCUAGUCCUUCCUCUUAUGUUGGGCCCCAACUGCAGGCACAAAUGAUGACGCCGGCGCUUCCUCCUCCUCCCGGAGGUCUUGUCUAUGUUGCUGUACCUGAGUCCGUUGCUACGCAGUUGAGCAAUGCUCACUUCUACGGCUAUCCGUCCCACCAGCAUGAGGCUCAGUACCAAGCGCCUCAUCGAGUCUAUCAGAACCACCCUCAGGCUCACUACCAGGUUCACAAUCAGGUCCACAACCAGACCUUCUAUGGCGAGAGCGCUGGCGCUAUGUACCGAGCCCAGCCGCAGGUUCCUUUCGGGGAGAGUGUCCAGACACCAUACUAUGGAUACACUCGACCCGCCUACGACGAUCGUACUGUGAGGUACCAGAACCCUCGGGUUCAGUACCGAAGAUCCCAGCUAGGGGAUCCUCAGGGUAACCCUUACGCAUCGUACGCUCCCGCCGAGAGCCCUCACCAGAGGCGACAGCGUGUCGAGGCGGAACGAUACCGCCGCUACAACGCCUAG